Molecule: messenger RNA, 1187 nt
Organism: Cucurbita maxima (winter squash)
Lineage: Eukaryota; Viridiplantae; Streptophyta; Magnoliopsida; Cucurbitales; Cucurbitaceae
Product: copper chaperone for superoxide dismutase, chloroplastic/cytosolic
Exons: 6
Coding region: 65-1042 (325 amino acids)
Biological process (GO): removal of superoxide radicals
Molecular function (GO): copper ion binding; superoxide dismutase activity
Source: RefSeq, a predicted model, not a curated record
UGUUUUUUGCCGCUUCGUUGACAAAUGUUGAAAGAGAAAACAGCAACAAAGAGAAUCGUUCUUAAUGGCGUUUCUAAGGUCCGCAGCAACAACCACUAGCCUUGCCAUAACAGCGUCUGCUUUAUCUGCAGCUUUCAUCUUCCCCGGUCCUUCUUCUUCUUCUUCUUCUCCUCAUUUUCAUCUCCCUCAAUCCUUUAAACCCAUUCCCCUCUCUUUACAUUCGUCUCGAAAUUCCUCUGGAUUUUCCAGAAUCUCUGCCUAUUCCCCCUCUGCUGUUCCCAUGGAGAAACCCACCUCGGAACCAAUCUCCUCCUAUCAGAGCACCGUUGAUUUGCCCGAACUUUUGACAGAGUUUAUGGUGGAUAUGAAAUGUGAGGGCUGCGUUAAUGCCGUCAAGAACAAGUUACAGGGCGUUGAUGGUGUGAAGAGUGUUGAUGUGGACUUGAGCAAUCAAGUGGUUAGGAUACUGGGUACAACACCUGUGAAGACAAUGACUGAAGCUUUGGAGCAGACGGGUCGAAAAACUCGGUUAAUUGGGCAAGGGGUUCCCGAGGAUUUCUUAGUUUCUGCUGCUGUUUCCGAAUUUAAAGGCCCGAAUAUAUUUGGCGUGGUUCGAUUGGCUCAAGUAAGUAUGGAACUAGCCAGGGUUGAAGCCAACUUUAGUGGAUUGUCACCUGGAAAACAUGGUUGGUCAAUCAAUGAAUUUGGUGACCUGACUAGAGGUGCUGCUAGCACAGGGAAAGUGUUUGAUUCUGCAGAUUCUGGCCCUAGUAAUGAGCCAUUGGGCGACCUGGGAACAUUAGAGGCCGAUGAAAAUGGCGAAGCGUUUUUCUCUGGUGUGAAACAGAAGCUGCGUGUGUGUGAUCUCAUCGGACGAUCAAUAGCGGUGUAUGAGACCGAAGAUAAAUCAGUUCCGGGGAUGGCAGCAGCAGUAGUAGCUCGAAGCGCAGGUGUCGGAGAGAACUACAAGAAGCUAUGCACCUGUGAUGGGACUACCAUAUGGGAAUCAAGUGACAGGGAUUUUGUCACCAGCAAAGUCUAAUAAGGGCAUCUACGUCUCUUUCUUAGAAAGAAGCUAAGAUCCAUCAUUCUCAUAUAAGAUUUUGUGUUUGGAACCUAUAUUUCACUUUUGUUUACUAUUCGGAGCGGGAAUAAAUCUUGGACAGGUCUCUGGUCGUAGUUGGAAA